Molecule: messenger RNA, 943 nt
Organism: Stereum hirsutum FP-91666 SS1
Lineage: Eukaryota; Fungi; Basidiomycota; Agaricomycetes; Russulales; Stereaceae
Product: cytoplasmic protein
Exons: 7
Coding region: 62-757 (231 amino acids)
Source: RefSeq, a predicted model, not a curated record
UGGAUGUAACCGUUUGGUACGAGACUAUCCCUCACAAAGCCCGUGUUCUCCUUACUCAAAAAUGGUUCUUUUCUUCACAUCGACCGCUUACGACCCACCGGUGACGAUCUACAUGGGCAAAGACAAGGUGGAAAACGAAGACCUAAUAAAAUACGCCUGGCCGCAAGACGUCUGGUUCCACGUCGACAAACUCUCCUCCGCACACGUCUACGUGCGCCUGCCCGAGUCUAUACCCUCAUGGGAGGCGAUCCCCGAGCCGCUGUUGAAUGAGUGUGCGCAGUUGGUUAAGGCGAAUAGUAUUGAGGGGAAUAAGAAGGAUAACCUGACGAUCAUCUACACGCCGGGAAGCAACCUCAAGAAAACAGGGGACAUGGCCGUCGGACAGGUUUCUUUCCAUAACGAUAAAAAGGUCAAACGGGUCCACGUCCCAAAACGCGAAAACCCCAUAAUCAACCGCCUGAACAAGACGAAAGUCGAAAGACAGGUAGAUCAUGAGCAGGAGAGGCAGGAUCGGAUACGGAGGGAGAACGCGGCGAAGAGGGCUGCUGCUGCUGCGAAGAAAAAAGCAGACGCAGACCUCGCCGAACAGCGUAAAGCAGAGAAAGCAGCGCGCUCCUACGAUACGCUCUUCUCUAACGACGACGGGGACGGCGAUGAUGCCGAAGACGACGAUUUUGAGUAUGGAGGGGGAGGGGCGGGAGGGAAGGAGAAGUCGAAGUAUGCGAAUGUAAGGGAGAUGGAGGAGGAUUUUAUGUGAGCGUGUGAGAGUGUGAGGGUGUGAUAUGUUUCGAGUAGUUUGUGAUUGAGGGAUUUUGGGUGUAUGGGUUGGGUGCAUGGUUUUUGGAUUUUCGAGGUCGACGAUGAUGACUUGCUGUAGUCUGCGUGUCUUGAAAGUGGGUGUAUAGUGGGCCACAACUCUCAAUCAAAUCAAAUGACGAUAUUC